Panicum virgatum (switchgrass) is the source of this 792-nucleotide messenger RNA. Its product is annotated as thaumatin-like pathogenesis-related protein 3. The transcript has a single exon. Gene Ontology annotation, cellular component: extracellular region. Gene Ontology annotation, biological process: defense response. NCBI's taxonomy places the organism in Eukaryota, Viridiplantae, Streptophyta, Magnoliopsida, Poales, Poaceae. The coding region runs from base 32 to 559 and encodes 175 amino acids. The record is from RefSeq and is a predicted model, not a curated record.
UCCCAAACAUCCCAAGCAGCAGCUAGCAUCAAUGGCCACCUCCUCCUCCUCCUCGAUGACCCUCCUGCUGCUGGUCCUGGGCGCCUCCUUGGCAGCCAGCGCCAGCGCCGCGACCUUCACCAUCACCAACAACUGCGGGUUCACGGUGUGGCCGGCGGCGACGCCCGUGGGCGGGGGCACGCAGCUGAACCGAGGCGGGACGUGGACCGUCAACGUGCCGGCGGGCACCAGCUCCGGCCGCGUGUGGGCGCGCACGGGCUGCUCCUUCAACGGCAACCGCGGGAGCUGCCAGACGGGCGACUGCGGCGGCGCGCUCGCCUGCACGCUGUCCGGCCAGCCGCCGCUGACGCUGGCCGAGUUCACCAUCGGCGGCAGCCAGGACUUCUACGACAUCUCGGUCAUCGACGGCUUCAACGUCGGCAUGGCCUUCUCCUGCAGCACCGGCGUCGGGCUGGUGUGCAGGGACUCCGGAUGCCCUGACGCGUACCACAACCCCAACGACGUCAAGACCCAUGCCUGUGGCGGCAACAGCAACUACCGGGUCACCUUCUGCCCGUGAUCGAUGAGAUGAGGCUGCCGUAAUAAUGUAUCAAGUGAUUAUAUAUAUUUGCAGCAGGAAGAAUAAUGCGGACGCAUCGUGCACGGUAUACUGAUUGUGAGAGUAGCUACACACGAGUGUAGAUAAAACUCGUCCAUAUAUAUGUAGCUGGAUCUGUGUACGUAUACUCUGUAUACAGUAUACCAUAUGGUAUACAAUACAAUAAGACUAUGUUCUUGUCAUGUUGGAAAGCA